Pelobates fuscus (common spadefoot toad) is the source of this 1782-nucleotide messenger RNA. RefSeq lists its product as uncharacterized. Bases 567 to 1379 code for a protein of 270 amino acids. The transcript has 4 exons. The record is from RefSeq and is a predicted model, not a curated record. Lineage: Eukaryota; Metazoa; Chordata; Amphibia; Anura; Pelobatidae.
GAGAUGUAGGAUAUCUGUGGUUUGCUCGAUGCCUGGUUCGGGUAGGACGCUCCGUGGUUUGCUCGAUGCCUGGUUCAGGUAGAAGGACGCUCCGUGGUUUGCUCAAUGCCUGGUUCAGGUAGAAGGUGGCCGCUCUGUGGUUUGCUCGAUGCCUGGUUCAGGUGGAAGAUGGCCGCUCCGUGGUUUGCUCUAUGCCUGGUUCGGGUGGAAGAUGGCUGCUCCGUGGUUUGCUCGAUGCCUGGUUCAGGUAGGACGCUCCGUGGUUUGCUCUAUGCCUGGUUUGGGUGGAAGAUGGCCGCUCCGUGGUUUGCUCGAUGCCUGGUUCAGGUAGGACGCUCCGUGGUUUGCUCUAUGCCUGGUUUGGGUGGAAGAUGGCCGCUCUGUGGUUUGCUCGAUGCCUGGUUCAGGUGGAAGAUGGCCGCUCCGUGGUUUGCUCUAUGCCUGGUUCGGGUGGAAGAUGGCCGCUCCGUGGUUUGCUCUAUGCCUGGUUCAGGUAGAAGAUGGCCGCUCUGUGGUUUCCUUGAUGCCUGAUUCAGGUGGAAGAUGGCUGCUCUGUGGUUUGCUCUAUGCCUGGUUUGGGUGGAAGAUGGCCGCUCCGUGGUUUGCUCUAUGCCUGGUUCGGGUGGAAGAUGGCCGCUCCGUGGUUUGCUCUAUGCCUGGUUCGGGUGGAAGAUGGCUGCUCCGUGGUUUGCUCGAUGCCUGGUUCAGCUAGAAGAUGGCCGCUCUGUGGUUUGCUUGAUGCCUGGUUCAGGCAGAAGGACGCUCCGUGGUUUGCUCGAUGCCUGGUUCAGGUGGAAGAUGGCUGCUCCGUGGUUUGCUCUAUGCCUGGUUUGGGUGGAAGAUGGCCGCUCUGUGGUUUGCUCGAUGCCUGGUUCAGAUGGAAGAUGGCCGCUCCGUGGUUUGCUCUAUGCCUGGUUCGGGUGGAAGAUGGCCGCUCCGUGGUUUGCUCUAUGCCUGGUUUGGGUGGAAGAUGGCCGCUCUGUGGUUUGCUCGAUGCCUGGUUCGGGUGGAAGAUAGCCGCUCCGUGGUUUGCUCGAUGCCUGGUUCAUGUGGAAGAUGGCCGCUCUGUGGUUUGCUCGAUGCCUGGUUCAGGUGGAAGGACGCUCUGUGGUUUGUUUGAUGCCUGGUUAAGGUUGAAGAUGGCCGCUCUGUGGUUUGCUCAAUGCCUGGUUCAGGUGGAAGGACGCUCCAUGGUUUGCUUGAUGCCUGGUACUGGUGGAAGAUGGCCACUCCGUGGUUUGCUCGAUGCCUGCUUCAGGUCGAAGGUCCCUGUGCCCUUUGCUCGGUUUGGGUCUGGCCUGAUCCCAGCGCUAUGUUUUGCAGGUGAUGUCAACGCACAGCUGAGGCUGUAUCCCGAUAUAAACACAGCUUUAACCUGAUAGGGGCUGGCAGCACAACCUGCAGAUCUUCCCACAUUCAUGACAUUUAUCACUAUGGGGACAUAUAAUGCUGUCCAUCCUGGGAAUGUCUUCAUAAAGGGGCAGGCACGCACAUAAUCUCUUUUGUAAACCCAUCCGAUCUGACGUAACUAUGCCAGCAGUAGAGCAGGAAUGACACUGUAACCAUGCAAAUGGUUAAUUAGGGGGAAGAAUAAACCCACCUUGUCAGUGAGCGAGGCCCGUACACAGAAUGUCCGUUCAUUUGUAGUGUUCAAAGUGAGUUUGCUGCUUGUGUUGCUGCCAACAAGGAAACUGGCAGCGCCUGUCCUGGGGCCGGGAUUGGGGCCGGAGCUGGAGUAUUUUCUGUCAACAAAAUAGUUUGGAUCAGGCUUGAGCUGCAUGU